AUGCCCUUUGCAGCAACAACUAGCAACGUGUUCUCGAAUUUGCACGGCAAACGUUUUCUCUCGAACGGUUGCACCCUGGAAUUUGGCGUGGACGCACUGACAUCAACCGUAGAGAACAUCAAGCAUCCGUAUCAGAAUUGGUCUUGGCGGCAACAACGGGAAAGGCGAGAGUGUGACUUUGCAUUACCCAUAUCACACAUCGUGGCACUGGUCGGAGAUUCCACCUAUCUUCCCUGCGACAUAUCAACCACUCACGAGGGGGACUCCGUGCAUCUUGUGCUCUGGUAUCGCGAGGAUCUCGGUACAUCAGUUUACAGUAUCGACGCCAGGAACCGGGAGUUUGGUGUCGCUGAAAGAUGGUCGGACAACAGUGUAUUCUCGAAUCGCGCCUAUUUCAUGCUGGACAAGCAACCGGCGCAACUAGGUGUCGAAAAUACAAGAGAAGAGGACGCCGGUAUCUACAGGUGUCGCGUCGAUUUUCAAAUUGGCCAGACGAGAAACUCCAAAGUCAAUUUAACAGUUAUUGUACCACCGCGCAAGAUCACGAUCGUCGACGAGAACGAGAAACGACGGGACACGAUGGUCGGACCGUAUAUGGAAGGCGCUAACCUAAGGCUCUUCUGCGACGUCCAUGGCGGUAAACCGGCCCCAAUGGUGUCUUGGUAUCGCAACGACAGAUUCAUCACCAAUCGGACCACAACGCCGAGCAGCGGUGUGACACGCAGCGAGAUCGUUUUACAGAACUUAAGUCGGGACGACGUCCACUCGGUGCUGACCUGCAACGCCACGAAUAACAAUAGGUCGAUUCCGCUGUCGUCGUCAGUCCAUGUGGAUAUGCGUUUCAAUCCCUUGGAAGUGAAAAUAAUUGACGGAAAUCGACCGCUGUCAGCGGGCAAGAAGUACGACUUGGUCUGCACAACUUCCGGUUCCAGACCACCAGCUAGUGUCAUCUGGCGAAGGAACGGUCAACGCUUAGUGGAUUCCAAGGAGACCACUUCCGUCGAUGGGAACACGACCACCAGCGUUUUAUCUUUCAUGGCGACGAAAGCAGACGCAGGCAGACACUUGUCGUGUCAAGCUGAAAAUCGAAUCAUGGGAACCGCGCCGAUAGAGGACGGCUGGGUACUCCAGAUACAAUACACACCAGAAACGCAGAUCCAGCUCGGCACGUCGCUGAAUCCUAACACCAUACGCGAGGGCACGGACGUUUACUUCGACUGUCUCAUACAGGCGGAGCCAUCGGUAUACAAAGUAGAAUGGCGGCAUCAGGGCAAGGCACUCCAUCACAACAUCACGCAGGGUAUCAUAAUCAGUAACCAGAGCCUAGUACUGCAGGGAGUUGAUCGCAAAAGCGCUGGCAAUUACACGUGCGUGGGAUAUAAUACUGAGGGUGACGGCGAAAGUUCGCCCUUUUAUCUGAACGUGAUGUUUGCCCCUACGUGCAAGCCGAACCAGACGAAGGUCCAUGGUGUAGCAAAACAGGAGAAGGCGAAUAUAUCCUGCCAAGUGGAUGCAAAUCCGCCGGAAGUGCAAUUUAAGUGGACCUUCAAUAACUCCGCCGAGAGUAUCGACGUUGCGGCCGGCCAUAUCGCGCGAGCUGGCACAUCCUCUAUCGUCUCAUACACACCAAUGACGGAAUUAGAUUACGGCACGUUACUCUGCUGGGCCAGCAAUCACAUCGGGCAACAACAAGUGCCCUGUGUAUAUCACAUUAUACCGGCGGGCCGACCAGACAUGGUUCACAAUUGCACGACCUCGAACACGUCGACCAACUCGUUUUCCGUGCGGUGCACGGAGGGUUUCAACGGCGGCCUGCCGCAAUCCUUUCUGCUGGAGGUGCGCGAGAGCAACAGCCAGGAGUUGCGUGCCAAUCUGACGUCGCCGGUGCCGCGCUUCAGCGUCACUCACUUGGAGUCUGGCGCCCUUUAUCAGGCCUGCAUUUACGCUUACAACGACAAGGGUCGCAGCGAGGCAAUGGUUGUGCAGGCCGGCACUUUGAGGCUGCCGGAAAAACAACUGACGUCUGAGUCAGAACGACCCAGACAGCACGACAACCUGACACCGAUGCUGAGUGUGACGAUCGGCGUUGUGAUGGCCCUCAUUAUCGUCGCGGUUAUAGUGAUGGUCGUCUUACGGAUUCAGCACACGCACGUAGAGGAGCAGAACAAGUCGCAGAUGGAGGAUCACGCCAAGCAGACGAAGGCCGUUCCCAUACAAAGGGAACUACGAUUUCGAGAGGGAUGCAGUUUGCUUACAGACGAGAAGCAUCCUAGCAGCCCGUUCAGAAAGCUGGAAACCAGCGGUGAUCUCAGCGAAAGCGACGAGAAGAAUCCUGACAUUAUUCCACAGCAGAUUACUGGUGACGAGCCGUCGGAAUACUUAAGAAAGAGACGUCUGGUAUCAACGAUCGAGACGUCACCAUCAAGAAGUCUUCUGGAGCACUCAACUGUGACUUCCAUCAGCGGACACAGCAGUUACGUCGGAUAUUGCACGAUCCGCAACGGCAUGCCACUGCACGAGUUCUCCAAUUUGUCAACGAAGCACAAAAGCUUUCAGCCGAUGGUGGGCGACGUCUAUGAGAGUGGUAUGUGCACCCUGCCCAGGCAACAUUGGCCCAGCCAGAGCGUUCAAUCGAUGUCGAUGACAAUGAGUCCUCCGAUAUUGUACGCCGGCCUCGGCGUCGUCACCAGGACCUGUCCAAGCGGCACGCUGCCGACGAAGGACUGUGAGACACGAGUGCCCGGCCAGUGUUGUCCAACAGUCCAGACGCAGAAGGAUACUACGAUAAGCACGCCGGUGGUGAUGGCCAAGAGGGAGAGUUCUGUGUGACCCUACACCCACCACGGGGCCUGCACCUGCAGCGUGAGCGAGUUGCUGUGAAUCACGCUAUUGUCAAUCGCGAGAUAGCCGCGGAUCCUGGAUGACACGAGCGUCCAGGAAACGUUUGGGAGAUGUCUACAGGUCACGCGAAAAUUAGAACGUCUUUUAGGGAACAAAACUUCAAUUUAAAUUCCGAAAGACGUUUGGACAAUCGUUAUUUACACCUGAAAAUUAAGAUGUCUCCUUUGAACGAUUUGUAGGGGGAUGAUUCCUUUUACCAAACUGGAAUGUCCCUCCAACGUCGCUUGUGUCGUUCGGAACGCUUUGGGCGUGCGAGCCGGUUUGAGUUCGACGAAUUUAUGUUUUCACUCCAUGAUAAACGUCACGAUUUGCGUCUCUUUGUUGAAUCAAGUGCCCUUUUUACACUGAAAAACGACGAACAUCCAGACCGGCUGAUCUGCCGGCUUCUCUCAUCUCGUGUGCGUAGCCUCGUGAUCGAGCCCCGGUGGAAUUAAGACGGGCACCUCAUAUAGUAGAGAGUGAGUUUAUGAAAAUGUGCGUGUACGCGAGCUCACUAGCUUGCCAUACUUCUGUACAUACCUCGAGACACGGAAGAUAUUUUGUACGAGUCGCGUAUAUUAACGAUUUAUUCCCACUUUUACUAUGAACACAACACUGUACAAUUUGUCUAGUCGAUGUAAGUAUAAAUAUGUAUAUGCGUUAAAGUCGUCGGGAAGGCGUCAGACCAGAAUAACGUACACUGAGGGGGAUGAUCAUCACCGUCGCGUCACGCCGCACGCACGGCAUAAUUAUUUAUAACGUUGACAAUGCGUAAACGCGAAAUAGCGGGACUCUCGCGGGUACGGGAGAGAGAACGGGCGGCGAAGUUGUCAGAGACAUAUCGUUUGUAUCUCCAUCCGCGGGAAUCGAGUACGAAGAGCGGCGGAGUAAUGAGACGAAAGACGAAGAAAGAGGAAAAAAUGAUGAAGAAAAAAAAAAGAAAAGAAUCCCCAUCGCGCUUUCGUCUCAGUCUGCAGGAUUCUGGAUUUCACCGUAAUAUUAAGUAUCUCUUGUACAAUGUAUAAAAUAACGACUUCCUUCGAAGUAAAUGUACCGAGUAUGAUGAACGUUGUUUUUUCAAAGUCUUGAAUCUUAUUCUAUAUAGAGAGAUGGCCCCCAAUUAAAAAAAAGUGUGGUACAGUAAUCGCGAUAGCACUUCUAACUUACUGCCUGUUUCGACGCUUGUGAAUCUCGUUGGUAAUUUCAUUUGGCAGAGGUUUUCUGACCUCUCUGUAUUAUAUAGCUUUAAAAUGGAAAAAAAGAAGAGAAGGUUCGUCGAAGGGCGCCUCGUCAUAUCCUCCGUACGAUACAGGGAUAUCAUCGUUGAUUAGAACGGCCCAAGUCGCGAAAAGAAUAAGAUGAAAAUUGACCAUAUAGCCUUUCCCUUGAUAUCGAGCAGUUGAUUAUUGGGCGGUACAUUUCAGCUAUAUUAUUACGUGAGACGCGCGUUAGAAGUCUCUCCUUUUCGCGCGAAGUGAUAACACCCCGUAUUUUGCUUUAAUCUGUACAUAUUGAUUUUGCGCGUAAAAGAUUUAUGCUCCGAGCACGCGACGAUCCUGCUGCGACUGCAAGGACUCACGUGAGAGUCAGAAUGCCCUUCAUACAGCGUGAGAAGAAGAGAAAGAUAUCUUUCGAUGUUCACAUAUUAUAUCUAAAUAAGAUUGUCGUGUAUCUAAUCGUUCUAGAAUUCGAUAACGUAAUCGUAAUUAAUCCGAUGAAAUAAUUGUAAAUUUGUUCUGACGUUACAGCGCGUUUUACGCUCUCUCUCUCUCUCUCUCUCUCUCUCUGGAACAGCAAUAUCGAUCUAGUUUAGAACAGGAAUGCGAGACAGAGCUCCUUCAAACGCUUUCGAGAGUGCGAAAGUUAACUUUUUUCGUUGGGGAGUUACAUUGUUCCUUUUAUAUUUUAAUUAUUAAGCAUUAAAUAAUUUUCCGUCUCUCUAUAAGCGAGUUUUAUCUUCGAACGGAGUCACGAUUUCUGUCUCUUUUGACGCGGCAAUGUCACCAAGAGCCAAAAGUUUCGUUGAAGCAGCACAGUAUUUGUCUACCAGAUCGGAACUUCGCGCAAAUUGACUAUAAAGGGAAUGUAGGUUGUGACUGUUUGCAGUCGCAUCGUCGUUGCAGUCUGUUAUACGUGCUUGCAAAUGAAUAUGCAGAGGAAACGGUCCUCACACACGGACGAAGCAUCCGCGUUUCCGUUCGCUGUGGGAAACGACAGGUGAUUAUCGGGGAUACUUAGUAAAUUAUUUGAUGUGUAAGAAACGUAGAAAACGGCAAAGUCGAAGACUUUAUGAGCCGUAAAAAGCUAUCACGAGAAUUUCUAGGGCGAACACGUUAUUUUCUCGAUCGCUUAGAUAUUACGUUAACGCGUCGCUCCCGUGAAGAUCUAUUAACAUUUUUAAAAAAUGAGAUGAAUCGUUGAUUAUUAUUAUUACUGCCAUUAAUGGAAUUGAUGUCGGAACAUUGUGAGUGUAUGUUGUCAAAGAGAAUUUUUAGUAAUCGUUGAUACGCAACUGAUACGCGCGUUCCUCCACUUCCUCCCCCUCCCCUUGUUAUAACUUUUGCACAUACAUAGAGAGUGUAGCCGUAUACAAUAUAAAAGAACGUUGUAACAAAGAGAUUUUGCGAUCCAACGACGGGAAAAUGUCACAGGAACAAAAAAACGUACAAUAAAACCUGGAUCCAAACUGCCAAAGUUUUCUAUACGUUCGUACAUAUAUGAUAUCACUAUAUAUGCGCACUAUAAUGAGAAAAGGUGUGAACUUUUUAAUAAAUAAUAAUAGAUUUUUUUUCUAACGGAAGACACGAUUGUCUGAGAAAAUAU
Messenger RNA from Cyphomyrmex costatus, 5703 nucleotides. Its product is annotated as protein turtle. Bases 1 to 2829 code for a protein of 942 amino acids. Lineage: Eukaryota; Metazoa; Arthropoda; Insecta; Hymenoptera; Formicidae. The transcript is spliced from 15 exons. Gene Ontology annotation, molecular function: protein binding. The record is from RefSeq and is a predicted model, not a curated record.